Leucoraja erinaceus (little skate) is the source of this 2352-nucleotide messenger RNA. Its product is annotated as tigger transposable element-derived protein 1-like. Gene Ontology annotation, cellular component: nucleus. NCBI's taxonomy places the organism in Eukaryota, Metazoa, Chordata, Chondrichthyes, Rajiformes, Rajidae. Gene Ontology annotation, molecular function: DNA binding. The record is from RefSeq and is a predicted model, not a curated record. The coding region runs from base 273 to 1946 and encodes 557 amino acids. The transcript is spliced from 2 exons.
UCCGCAUGUGAUCACGUGAGUUGUGCUGGCGCUGGGCUGGCGCUGGGCUGGGAGCGGGAAGCGCAGGCGGGUGUCCGUCGCCAGGUGAUGGAGCCAAUGGGCGCGGGGAGCUGCGGGAGGAGCAGGCGGUGCUGAGAUACUCAACUGGCAUUUUCAGAUGCGUGUGCAGAAGAUGUGGCAGAUUGGUUUGACUUCAGUCCACACAGCAGGUCCUGUUUGCUUCCGCUGUCCAAGCUUUUCUUCAAGGUUUUUCCACGUUAUUUACCCUCAAGAUGUCUGGGAAAAGGUCAACAGGUUCCAGUGCAAAUAGUAAACCUAAACGUACACGUAAAGGAAUCACUCUGGAUGUAAAACUGGAUAUUUUACAAAGAUUUGCUGCUGGAGAGAAACUUAGUGCAAUUUCCAAAACUCUGGGGCUUGCUACAUCUACCGUGGCAACAAUAAGGGACAGCAGAGAUAGAAUCAUGGCCAGUGCUCAAGUUGCAACACCGUUAAGUGCUCGAACACUGUAUUUUCAUCGCAGUGAAGUGAUGCUUAACAUGGAAAGGCUGCUGAGUGUGUGGAUUCAAGACCAGGGGCAACUCGAUGUCCCCUUAAAUAUGAUAGCUAUUCAGUCUAAGGCCAAGAGCUUGUACAAUGAUUUGGUGAAAGAAGAAGGUAGUGGUGCUCACAAAAAACCAUUCCAGGCAAGCAAAGGUUGGUUUGACCGAUUUCGGAAGCGAUUUAACCUGAAUAACGUGCAAACUGCUGAUGUAGAAGUUGCAAUAAAUUAUCCUAGUGAAUUGAAAAAGAUCAUCGAUGAAGAAGGAUUUCUGCCAGGACAGGUGUUCAAUGCAGAUGAAACGGUUCUUUUUUGGAAACGCUUGCCUGAAAGGACAUUUAUAUCCAUAGAAGAGCAGUCUGCUGCGGGUUUUAAGGCUUCCAGGGAUCAUCUGGCACUACUUCUGGGAGGCAAUGCUGCCGGCGAUUUUAAGUUAAAGCCCGUUCUAGUGUACAGCUGUGAAAAUCCCAGAGCUCUCCAGGGCUAUGCAAAGCCAAACUUACCUGUCAUUUGGUGCUCGAACCGGAAAGCUUGGAUGACUGCGGCUAUUUUUCACGACUGGUUUAUCAACCAUUUCUGCCCUGCCUUGGAGAGGUACUGUGCCAAAUGCAACAUUCCCAACAAAGCUUUGCUCAUUCUAGACAAGGCGCCCAGCCACCCACUGCACUUAAACAAUCUUACUGACAAUGUGAGAGUAGAGUACUUGUCCAAGAACACAAAAGCCUUAUUACAACCAAUGGAUCAAGGUGUAAUUGCAAAUUUCAAGAGAUAUUAUUUAAGAAAAACGUUUGCGCAAUUGGUCAAUGUGACUGAUGGACAUAGUAAACCAACAGUUCGAGAAUUUUGGAAAAGCUUUAACAUUAUGAAUGCAAUAGACAACAUCUCGGAGUCAUGGGAUGAGGUGAGCAUUUCUACAAUGAAUGGUGCCUGGAAAAACAUCUGGCCGGAGUGUGUCAGCAACUUUGGUGGCAUUCCACCAGCAGAACCUGCAGAGAAAGUCACCAGCGACAUUGUGGGACUGGCGAACGAGGCCGGCUUUCAGGACAUCGUCGACGGAGACGUGAUUCAGCUGCUGGAUUCACAAAACGAAGAUCUGUCCAACGAAGACCUCGUGUUGCUGGAGCAGGAGCGAUCGGCAGAAGAGGCUGAGGAUCAGGAGCCGCCCGCCCCGCUUCAACUGCAGACCAGCCACCUGUCUGAUGUCUUGUCCUACAUCGAUCAAGUCGUGCACAUCCUCAGUGCUAAUGAUCCGAACCGGGAGCGCAGUUUGAAGGUCGGGCGAUUGCUGCAGGAUGCCAUCAGCUGUUACAGGCAAAUGUACAAGGAAAGGAUGCGCAACGCGCAGCAAAUACCUGUCGAUGCUUUCCUCAUCUUCAAAAUAGAGCCUCCCUCUCCCCCCACGUAACCCUGCUCCACCACACAACAUCUCUGGUUAGUACCUGGGUGUUCUUGUGCAUCAACUAGGGUGGAACAGUGGUGCAGCUGGUAGAGUCGCUGCCUCACAGCGCCAGAGACUCGGGUUCAAUCCUGGCCUCAGCUGCCGUCUGUGGGGAGUUUGCACGUUCUCCCUGUGACCGUGUGGGUUUCCUCCGGGUGCUCCGGUUUCCUCCCACAUUCCAAAUAUGUGCGGGUUUGUGCCCCUGGUGCAUAAGGAGUGGAUGAGAAAGUGGAAUAAUGUAGAACUAAUGUGAACGGUGUGGACUCAGUGGGCCAAAGAGCCUGUUUCCAAGCUGUAUCUAAACUACACUAUUAUUUCUUGUGAAUUAUAUUCUUAAACUAUGUUACCUAUAUUUAACAUGCAUUUAAAAGUA